Molecule: messenger RNA, 420 nt
Organism: Phialemonium atrogriseum
Lineage: Eukaryota; Fungi; Ascomycota; Sordariomycetes; Cephalothecales; Cephalothecaceae
Exons: 1
Coding region: 154-381 (75 amino acids)
Source: RefSeq, a predicted model, not a curated record
UCUGAGGUUACUGAGAUCCAACUGGCAGCGGGUGCUACCAACUGCACAAACCUGAACGGCGUCCACGAGUCGAGCGGGGCUAUGGGACUUAGAUGAGAAGGCGAGCAGCGAGCCUUGUUUCCUAUCACUUUAAGCAUUGUCUGGCCGCAGGCUAUGGCCACCGCAAAUGACAUGGUGGCAGACAUGAUGUCCAUCGCCGGAAACAUUGAAGCCACUCCGGCGAAGUUUCACAAUCUUAGAUUCCGGCCCUCAAGCGAAGAGGCCGCCCGGCUUCAUGAGCUCGCUGCCGAAAUCCUCACGCCGGCGCAAACUCUCCAGGAAACAAACGCUCACAGAAUGCGCAACAGGAUAGGCACCCGAGGUCUAUCAGAAGUCAAAUGAGCACAACUUUGUCACGCGAAGCUGCAUUCGAAUACGCAC